Jaminaea rosea is the source of this 1680-nucleotide messenger RNA. RefSeq names its product iron permease FTR1. Gene Ontology annotation, biological process: iron ion transmembrane transport. The coding region runs from base 263 to 1579 and encodes 438 amino acids. NCBI's taxonomy places the organism in Eukaryota, Fungi, Basidiomycota, Exobasidiomycetes, Microstromatales. Gene Ontology annotation, molecular function: ferrous iron transmembrane transporter activity. The transcript is spliced from 4 exons. Gene Ontology annotation, cellular component: high-affinity iron permease complex; plasma membrane. The record is from RefSeq and is a predicted model, not a curated record.
CUCUUCUCACGCUCGAAGCUCCCGGCCGUGAACAAGUGCCGCCGACUCUCAUCCCGCUCCUCGCCGACGGGAGCAAUGGACGGCGCGAGAGCAGCAGAGGAAAAAGGGCGAGACCAGGGCGGGACCAGGCGAGCUGCAGGCAAAGCAGCCACGAUUUUGGCCCUAACUGAUUAGAUUAAAUCGUCUGAGCUCACACGCCUGCCUUUUUUCUUCUCCCCCCCUCUCUCAUCGUUACCACCAACAACAAUCGACGUCCGACAAGAUGGGACAGAACGUCUUUGCACCUUCGAUCUUUUUCAUCACGUUCCGCGAGUCUCUCGAGGCUGCUCUCGUUGUGGGCACGCUCAUGGGCAUGCUUGAAUCCCUGGCUCACGACCUGCUGCCCGACUCCAAGUCGAGCUCUGCUUCCUCUACGGUCGGCAACAGCGAGGAGAGCAAGGAAGCUUCCACGCCCAACGGCAGCAGCGAAGAGCGCAAGGAGGCUAUCGGGCCCAACGACAGCACCUCGUCGACCAACGUCAAUGGCAACGCCGACGCUGAGAUUGACGCGAACCAUGCCGAGCGACGUGUCCUGAUCAAGAAGCUGCGCAAACUCGUUCUCCUCGGUGCCGGCUGCGGUCUGGGCAUCGCCUUCAUCAUUGGUGCCAUCUUCCUGGCCGUCUUCUACACUCAGUCCAAUGAUUUGUACGCCAAGGCCGAAGAGCUCUGGGAGGGCAUCUUCUGCCUCAUCGCCACGCUGCUCCUCACGCCCAUGUCCCUCGCCAUCCUUCGCGCCGAUCAAUCCAAGGCAAAGUGGCGUCGCAAGAUGAACAAGGCCUUCGCCGGCAAGCUCAACUCGUCUCAGGUCGAAGACAAUAUCGCCGUCGCUGGCAUGGUGCAGCGCGUCGAGUCCAAGGACGUGCCCGCUACCACGCCUGCCUCGGAGCGUGUGCCACACCUCACCAACGCCGAGACUGGCAAAGCUUCUCUGGGCUCGCGCAUCCUUGAGGCUAUCAAGGCCCCCUUCCGCAAAGCCAACCGUGGCAGCACCAUCCUCUUCACCAUUCCCUUUGUCACCACCCUCCGUGAGGGACUCGAGGCAGUGGUCUUUGUCGGUGGCGUAUCGCUCGGCCUUCCUGCAACCUCGAUCCCCCUCGCCGCCAUCGUCGGGCUCGCCUGCGGCUUCCUCAUUGGCUACAUCGUCUUCCGUGCUGGUGGCUUUGGCAAGAUCAAGAUCUUCCUGCUCUUCUCGACGUGCCUCCUUCUCCUCAUCGCUGCAGGACUCUUCUCGCGCUGCAUCUACUACUUCCAGUUCUACCGCUACGUUCAAAAGGUCGGAGAUGGCGCAGCAGAGGGAGGAGACGGCAACGGAAGCUUCGAUGCCCUCAACUACGUAUUCCAUUUAGAUUAUGCGAAUCCCGAGAACAACGAUGGAGGCUGGGGAUUGCUCAACGCUCUCGUAGGCUGGAACAACACGGGUACGCUUGGCUCGAUCCUGGGCUACGUCUUCUACUGGAUCGUCGUCGUGGCGUGGCUCGUGUACAUCAUGGCCAAGGAGAAGCGUCUUCCCGGCCAAAAGAAGCAAGCCGUAGUCCUUUAAGCGCGCGCUUUCCCUCACCCUUCACCCUCCACCAUUGCACCCUCCUCCUUCUGUCGCUAGUUUAUCGUCGAUUGAAAUUCAUCCCCCACCGUCACCGUCUG